Selaginella moellendorffii is the source of this 3459-nucleotide messenger RNA. Its product is annotated as zinc-finger homeodomain protein 2. Gene Ontology annotation, molecular function: transcription cis-regulatory region binding; DNA-binding transcription factor activity. Gene Ontology annotation, cellular component: nucleus. Gene Ontology annotation, biological process: regulation of developmental process; regulation of DNA-templated transcription. The transcript has 6 exons. The record is from RefSeq and is a predicted model, not a curated record. The coding region runs from base 1002 to 1697 and encodes 231 amino acids. NCBI's taxonomy places the organism in Eukaryota, Viridiplantae, Streptophyta, Lycopodiopsida, Selaginellales, Selaginellaceae.
UCGUGUGUUCUUCGAGCGUGUGUGAAAGAGUGAGAGCACCGAAAGCUUUGGAGAGAGUUUUCAUUGCAUGUGAAAGCUCUUGGGGAUUUUUAUUUCGAGUUCCAGGCUCCAGCAGCGGUGAGGAGGAGCGGCGGCGGCGGCGGCGGCGGCGCUCGAUUUCACGGCGAUGGCGCUUGCUCCAGGUGAUGCGGUGCUGGAUCGAUCGAUCUAGCCCCGCGUCGUGCAGCCGGCGGGGCUUGGUAGGAGCCGAAUCGCCACUUCGCAAGCGCUGUGUCGGUAAUAUUAAUUGCUGCUGCUGCUCGAUCUCUCCUCGUUUGCUUUCUUCCAUAUUUCGAUCGAUCUCUUCCCGCUGUGCUUGAUUUCUCGUCGUGCGUCAGUGCUGUGGGGACCAGGAGUGUGGAUUUCUUUUUUCUUUCUCUCGCUUUUCUCUCUCAAGUGAUCUAGCCAGUGUUUUAGCUCGAUAGUCUCCUCGCAGUUCUUCCAAAACCCUGCCAGUCUUUUUUUUCCUUGACAUUCCUCCUCCAUACAUAACAAAUCUCCCUUCUUUUCCUUCUCUCCUCAUCCCUGAGAGUUUAAAAAAUCUGGUGUGCCAGUUUCUGUUUGUCUGUCUGCUUCCACUCCCUUCUUCUCUCUCUUCAUCAUCGAAAUUCCUGUGCUGCGCUUAUCCUAAGCUGGGUUGGCUCUCAAAUCUCCUAAGAGGCGGCCUAGCAGCAGCGAACUGGAAUCCCACGAUCAUGCUCAGACGUGCUGGCAGGAGUAAUGUCCGGUGUAGCUAGCUGGGCCGAAGCAGGGAAGAGGGUAGUGAGUAGCUCCUGAGGAUGACGAGAUCUAGCAGAUGGCAGGAGGCAGGCAAUCUGGAAAGCUUUGGGCACAGGUUAUAGACUCGAGAAGAUGGUGGCUGUAGCUCAGUGACCGCAAAGUCAUCUCUAAAGUUCCAAGCUAGCACGACUCUCAGCAGGCAGGUAGCCACUGAUCACUCUCGAGGACCACUCUCGAGAGCAAUGGAUUUGGGUGGCCAUGAAGAAGACAUUCCCAUUCCAAUUUCAGCGCAGUUCAGUGCCGCGGCGAUACACGAGACUGCAGCCAAGCUCAAGCUCCUGGCGAGUGGGAAUGGAACGCCAGCGGCUCAAGUGGGAAGCGGUGCUGCAGUCGUUGUCGUCUCCGGGGAGGCGGGGGCGGCGGCGGCGGCAGGGGGUGACAGCAAAAGCAAGCGUCCAGUGAGGUACACGCAGUGCUUGAAGAACCACGCCGCGGGUAUCGGCGGGCACGCUCUGGAUGGGUGUGGAGAAUUUAUGCCGUGCGGAGAGGAAGGGACGCUGGAUGCUCUCAAGUGCGCUGCCUGUGACUGCCACCGCAACUUCCACCGGCGGGAGGUGGAGGGCGAGCCCUCUUGCCUCGAGUGCCACCACCGGAAGGACAAGAAGCGGCUCAUGCUGCCGUCGAGAUCAGGGGAGCUGGACGAUCAAGGAGUCUACAUGCCAAACGCUGGAGGGCCUAAUCUCAAAAAGAGGUUUAGGACGAAGUUCACGGGAGACCAAAAGGAGAGGAUGCUGGCAUUUGCGGAUAAGGUGGGCUGGAAGAUCCAGAAGCACGACGAGGCCGAGGUCCAGCAGUUUUGUAACGAGGUGGGCGUCAAGCGUCACGUCCUCAAGGUGUGGAUGCACAACAACAAGCACACGCUGGGGAAGAAGAUGUAAGCUGGCCAGCCGGGGGGGGGAUCAUAUAUCUCAAGAGGUUUCCUCGUCUUCUUUUAGUCGCUUCGUUUGAGAGGUACAUUGUUUUCUUUCUCUCCAUUUUACUUUGCAUUCUCAACUCUAGCUUUUGUCUGUGGGGAAGCUGCAGCGAGAAACGCUUCAGGUUCUACCGCAGGGUUUUCUUUUAAAAACUUGACUCUCACCAGGCAAGAAAAGCAUUCACUUGCUGAUCAGAAUUCCUUAUGUUUUCGUUUGGCUUUCGCCAUUCCACGCUCUAACGUUUUUGUAAUUACAUGUUCUAGGUGGUGCUACUGCUACCUGUUUAUGUUCUAAAGACUCGCUCUCGCUCCCGCUCCCAGGUGUAUCUCGUGCAUGCGUCUCUUAAAGUUUGGGUGCGUUCUCGGCUCGCUGCGAGAGGGAAUGAGAUCUCUUCGGUAGGAACUUUCGGUAGGAACUUUGUUGAGCUUUCAUUCUGUUUGUCUCUGCUGCUUGCUUCGCUUCAGGAACCCUUCGUUGGUUUUUCCAUCUUGGUUUCAAAGCUUGGUGUGGUGAUGAUCAGCUGAGUUUCUUCUCUUCACUCUGACGUUUCCGGCAGCACGCCUUCGCUGCCUUGUACACUGUUCCGGAGGCGUGAAGGUGGAAAUCAAAUCCAAUGCUCCAGACUGGACGCGGCGGUGCAGCACACUUCAUCAUUUUCGGCAUCAGACACCGAGACGGAGAGCGAGCAACAAAAGAGAGAGCUUUAAUCGCACAUGUUUGGACGAUGUAUUAAUGCACAGCUUACAAAAGGGUCGACGGAACGGACCCCGGGCCCCGGCUUGCCAGGCAGGGAAAGGACUGUCUGUGCUCACUUGAAAUUUUGGUUUCAGGUGAUUGUCAUGCACGAGACCUGGCUGGCUGCUGGCUGCAACAGCGCUCUGCACCACCACCUCAUUGGAAAACGCAAAGGAGUGUGACCCUGACACACCGUCGCUUUCUCUGGCCGCACCGCAACAGCGUCUCGCUGCACUGCCACCGCCACAACCAUUUGCUAGCUCGGACAGCUACGCGGCUAGGCUGCUUUGUCCCGUAAGUUUCAAGUAAGAUAAGCUGGUGGCUAACUCUUCCCGCGCAUAAAUCCGUCCUAUCAGGUCAGAGCUGCAUACUUUGCAUCGUUAUUCUUGUGCCCGGCAUUCGCAUCGGAUCCUGCCUGUGUUCUGUGAGACCUUCCAGCUUUUGCACUGUACUGAUCUUUGCUGGCCUUUCGAGGGUUGGCCGAUUGGAGAAAAGAAAGAGAAAGUGAGUAGCAAAUCAUGGUGAGCGUGUCGUGCGUGUGCUGGAAGUGCUGCUGCUUGUAGCGAUGUGGGAUAUCACAGAUUUCUUUUAAGCCCAGGUGUGGUGGUGGUUGCUCCCGCUCAUGAUGCUAAAUCCAUGAACUCAUGACACACGCACAAUAAACAACGGCUAAGCUCCUUCGCUCAGCCGACAAGAGUGGUAGCUAAAGAUCAGCCAAACGAACCCCGGCGACCCGAGCAAGCUGGAGCUAGUAACGGACUACCUGAAUUAGCUGGCCAGCCAGAGCUGGACUGGAUGGACGAACCAAAAGCAAAAAAAAAAAAAAGAAACGCUGCCUCGCUCAAUCAACUUCACAGCUUUAAUAGGACUCGUAUAAUCUCGGACGCGAGAGGGCAGCAGCAACAACAAGAACGAAUAAAAUAGGAGGUAUUUGUCGUAUGGUUUGUAGGACAGGCUUUUUCCUCCCCACAAAAAGAUCUGAUUCGCCACA